Messenger RNA from Nomia melanderi (Alkali bee), 2840 nucleotides. Its product is annotated as Sex combs reduced. Gene Ontology annotation, cellular component: nucleoplasm; nucleus. Gene Ontology annotation, biological process: anterior/posterior pattern specification; positive regulation of transcription by RNA polymerase II. Gene Ontology annotation, molecular function: RNA polymerase II cis-regulatory region sequence-specific DNA binding; DNA-binding transcription factor activity, RNA polymerase II-specific. The record is from RefSeq and is a predicted model, not a curated record. NCBI's taxonomy places the organism in Eukaryota, Metazoa, Arthropoda, Insecta, Hymenoptera, Halictidae.
GCGCCCGCCCCAUCGGCCCCGUCCACGUCGAGCUGCAAGUACGCCGACUCCACGUCCUCCACCAGCGUCGCCUCGCCGCAAGAUCUGACCACGUCCACCUCCAGGAACAGUCCCACGCCUCUCGUCGCACCCGGCACCAGCAAGGCCGCGUCGGGACUCACCUCGCCGCCCGGAAGCUCGUCCAGGUCCUCCGUCGCGGCGUCCGCGGCAUCGCCGCCCAGCGGAAGCUCCAGGCCCGAGGGUAGUUCCACGCUGACCACCGCGUCGUCAGCGUCAUCGCCCGCCUCGUCGACCUCCAGCACGUCCAGCACCGGGAACAACUCGUCGAACAAGUCGAACGCGACCGGCAGCAAUCCGCCGCAGAUCUACCCGUGGAUGAAGAGGGUGCACAUCGGACAGAGCACGGUGAACGCGAACGGCGAGACGAAACGGCAGAGGACGUCGUACACCAGGUACCAGACGCUGGAGCUGGAGAAGGAGUUCCACUUCAACCGCUACCUGACGAGGCGGCGUCGCAUCGAGAUCGCGCACGCCCUCUGCCUGACGGAACGUCAGAUCAAGAUCUGGUUCCAGAAUCGGCGGAUGAAGUGGAAAAAGGAGCACAAGAUGGCGAGCAUGAACAUUGUGCCGUACCACAUGUCGCCGUACGGCCACCCUUACCAGUUCGCGCCCCACCCAGGCCAGUUCGCGCACUUGGCCACAUAGGACGAGUUCUCGCCCGCCGAGCUCGGAGCACACGCUGUCCGGUUCCCCGGGAUGUACGGCGAGCAGAACUUCUAAACGGCUUUUCCUCCCCCCUCCCCCGUCGCCGACGCUGAUCGCUGUCACGUGACGCGGCCAGGCGACGGGCCGUGACGGGACCAACUUCGCUUCCAGUAGGACACGUGGCGGUUCCCAGUGGUACACCGAGGUCUCCGACACAGGCCCAACGACGGAUUGUCACUCGUCAACCGGAAUUUGUACUUCUUCAUCCUCCCUUGUCUGUCCUCCUCUCAGCCUGUGUCGUCUUUUUUCCCUUGGUCCUCAUCCUCGUCAAAACCAUUGACGGUGGAGUCGUUGCCACAGAGGCAAAGCGGUCCCACAAACCUUUUUGCCAUAGGCUUCCAGACUUUCGUUUCGGAUUGACUCGUUGCCCCUGGCAUUCUUACCUUCUUCCUAUCUCUCUCUUUUUCUUUUUUUUUCUUUUUUGUUUGUUUCGAAAUCGAACGACCUUUGCGAAGAAGAAGAUCCAAUCUUCUCGGGGCUAACGUCUUUCGACUGGCUUCCUCCGGGGAGCUAAGAGAAUAGAGUUCAGAAUCCGCCGCCACGAACCACGGACUACUCGAAGCCGAAGGGAAGCCGCGGAGAAUAGUCUGCAAGCACGCGCCGUGCGCCCGAUUAAAUGGACUGGACGCGCUCCGAGGGGCCCUCGCCGCCGACUAGAUCGCGAAGUAACGACUGCCGGCGAGCGGCCACCUCAGCGGGUGAGACGAAACCGAAUCAUAGUAGCUUAAGGCGUAGAAUUUAGCGGUCCGAGUAAUUAAUUCGUUCGGGAACGGAUAAUUGAUUAAUUAUCUUGCCUGCGCACUGUUUCGCAUCCUUUGAAUCACUUCCACCCAACCGUCCCCUGUCCCCCGACCCCCCUUUCCUGUUUUCCUCCGACGGACGAAAGGUUCGACGAGAUGCGCUGAUGUACUUACAGCUCCUUGUUUCCUCUUCCAAUUCCCCCUUUCUCUUCUUUCGCUCGUUCGACGAUGAGAACAAGAAAUAUUACGACGAAACUGUCUCUCCGAGCGUGUUCGUCGGGGAGGAUCGCGCGGCGCUCGCGGGCGCGGCGCGGUCUCCCCCGGCGAGGCGUCGUUUCUAUGUGCACGUUAAAGUCUCCAACUUCGUAGUACGUAAGGUGCCUAUCAAUACUCGAUCUGUUCUCUGCCGUUUCAGCCGAUAGAGGCUGCCGCGCAACGUUCCGCGUUCUCGGUGGUAAAUGCUGAUGGCCGAGCAGGCGCGCAACGGGUGUUCCUCAGGAAUAAGGGAAACGAUCGAUGAUGGCGGCCGGAUCGGCGACGCUCGAGCGCCGCGACGCGUUCAGCCGAAUCGACCCGGAGCCUGUUACCUUGUCCUGAAACUGUAAAGCUGCGCUUCGACGGAGAAAUUCGUCGUGAUUUUAACCGGCACACCCUGUUCCUCUUCUCAGACAUUUCUUUCUUGCGCGGGUUCCGUCGAACGACAGGUUCUGAUCGUGUAUGACGGUUGGAAUUGUUUUGAAAACAGGACAUUGGCAAUUGUUGUAAAUAGAAUCGCCUAAGACGUUUGAUUUUGAGAUAGCUACGUCGAAAGGAGAGUACCAUUGCUCGAUUAACGGAGAAUAAAUGAAGUUCUGAGACUUCCAGGGAAGCCGUGAUCUCGUUGAUUACUUGAGAACAGAAUCCUAUGUAAUUUGAACCAUCGAAUAUUUCGUUAUUUUGUAAAAAAAAUGUACAGACCUUGAGAUAGAAGUUAUGAGAACUUGUCGAGAGUCGGAGCUCCGAAGAUUAAACGCAAUGGCGGCGACGCAUGCGUCCGCCGCUUCGCUGCGCACAGGCACUACGCACGCGACACGUGCCCGCGUAUUCGAGUAAAAAUAAAAAAGGAAAGAAAGUUACCUUCGAGGAGACGGAGGAACCGGGAAGUCCCGCUCGGCGGCUCUGAUCGAACGAAACGGCAGGCGGUGUAAAUGAAUUUUAGAUAGUGUGUUCGCGGUGCGAGGCGCGUUAAUUGGUUAUCUUGUGAUACGAAGUAAACCGACGACGAGACGGGCGUAGCUGGCCGGUCGGUUUACGCGCUUUGUCGAAAGGUGUGCCGAACCGCGCGAUAACGCGAAG